AGCAUUGAAUACAAGGAAAAUGUGAUUGCCGCAUUCCUCCACCUUGCUUUUCAAAACUCAAGUCUGAGAAAUCUCUCUCUCUCUGUUCUACAAUGUCUGGGCUGUCCAUCUUCGUGGCCUUUCUCCUCCUCUUCCCCUUGAUUCCCUGCUCUACCGCCCUUACAACCAUCUUCAAUUUCACUUCCUUUGCAGAUGGCGACCAACUCAUAAAACGUCUUGGCAACACCUUUGUCACCAUGUCUAACGCCCUCGAGCUCACGUCCAAUGUUACGGCCAGCAGCGGCAGCAGCGGCAUCGGUUGGGCAGUCUACAAUCAGCCAAUUACGCUUUACGAUCUUGCCACCGGAUUUGCGGCGGACUUCCAAAGCAUUUUCAGCUUUGAAAUAAUCCCCGCCAACAACACCUGCACCGGCGACGGCCUUGCCUUCUUCAUCGCCCAUGCCAGCUGGACUGAGAACAAAUGGUUAGGUGGUGAAGGUCUUGGCCUCUUCAACACAACCUUGGGCGCCGUCAACAGACAAAUCAUCGGUAUAGAGUUUGAUACCUACGGGAAUGACUUUGAUCCGAGCGGAAACCAUAUGGGGAUCGAUGUUAACUCUUCCAACUCCACCGUGACCAAGGAUUGGACGCCGGACGAUUCCCGAUCGUUGAACGGAACUGCCUUUGUCGAGUACAACACGGAAACGGGGACUCUCAGCUCGCUUUUGAUAUACGGGAACGCUACCCACCCAUUAAAGAUAUCCUUAGACAUUAACAUCACCACUGUCCUCCCGGAGACCGUCGUCGUUGGCUUCUCGGCAGCAACAGGAUAUUGCCUCGAAGCCCACCGGAUUAAGGCAUGGAGUUUCUCAGCUACCGUCCCCGCACCAGCCAUCACCCCCACACCUGCUACCGCCCCCAGCCCUACGCCAGAUACCGCUUCCAAGUUGCCGCAAACCACGGCGGUUAAGCAAAAUAAGACGGUCUACAUCCUGGUGGCUUUUUUUAUUCCUCUAUUUAUCGCUGUUGUAAUUGUAAUAAUUCUAGUCAUUAUAAGAUUGAGGAAAAAGUCUACCGGAAGGUUGGAGGAGGAGGAGGAAGAUGAAGAGGAGGAAAAUGGUUUUGCCGAUGUGGCGAUGAAUUUCCAGACAGGUCCCAGGAAAUUCACAUACACAGACCUCGCUGCAGCAACUAAUGACUUCAGUGAAGAAGGGAAGCUCGGGCAAGGUGGGUUUGGUGGUGUCUACAGGGGUAUCUUGAGGGAUACCAAUGAAGUGGUGGCAGUGAAGCGAUUUUCUAAAGGGUCGAACCAGGGCAAAAAAGAAUAUGUGGCAGAGGUGACUGUGAUCAGCCGGUUGCGCCACCGCAACCUCGUGAGGCUGAUUGGAUGGUGCCACGAACGGGGCGAGUUCUUGCUUGUCUAUGAAUAUAUGGAGGGCGGGAGUCUGGAUUCACAUCUCUUUAGCAAGAAAGAUUGCGGAGUCUUGCCCUGGUCUCAACGGAGAAAGGUGGUGCUCGGCCUGGCGUCUGCAGUGUCGUACCUGCAUGAGGAGUGGGAGCAGUGCAUUGUUCACCGUGAUAUCAAGUUGAGCAACAUCAUGCUCGACUCUGAGUUCAAUGCUCGUCUAGGUGACUUUGGGCUGGCUAGACUGACGAACCAUGGGUUAGCUACGAAGACAACGGUGCUUGCUGGAACGUUGGGUUACUUGGCGCCAGAGUGCGUGAUUGCGGGCAAAGUCAGCACUGAGAGCGAUGUGUAUAGCUUCGGAGUGGUACUGCUCGAAAUCGCAACCGGUCGGAGGGCCACUCGACCGAUCAGUGAGAAAGGGGCACGUCUGGUGGAGUGGAUUUGGGAGCUUUACGGUAAUGGUUCUUUCAUGACGGCUGUGGAUGAGAGGUUGGGAUCCGAAUUCGAUCAACAGGAGAUAGAGAGGACGAUCGUGGUGGGCCUGUGGUGUGUGCACCCUGACCCUGAGAGGAGGCCGACGAUGAGGGAGGCAAUUAGAGUGCUGAGCUUUCAGGCUGGGGUCCCAAACCUCCCGCGGAAGAUGCCGACGCUGGUCUAUGCGCAGCCUAUGGACGAGGGAAUUGGUUCUCUGUUCACCACCAGCGGAAGUGAGACGACGGCAACGUCGACGACGGUCUCAUAAAUGGAGUCGGCAGAGGUAGCUCUCUUGCCGUCACGAGGGUAGCCCUGUCUGGCAAGCAGCUGGCAAAAAUGGCAGCAGCCGGUGCUCCACAACCAGGUCUCUCGAAUUGUACUCUUCUGUCAAUAGUAAAAGGUUACCGCGACUUUAUUCUGGAUUUUGUGGAAAAUGCCUAUUAUGAGUUCAUCUGUAUUGUGAUGGUUAGAAUUUAUUUCUGAGAUAAAAUAAUAUUUCUAAGAGCUCCUGAGCGAUCUCUG
Molecule: messenger RNA, 2383 nt
Organism: Nymphaea colorata (pocket water lily)
Lineage: Eukaryota; Viridiplantae; Streptophyta; Magnoliopsida; Nymphaeales; Nymphaeaceae
Product: L-type lectin-domain containing receptor kinase IX.1-like
Exons: 1
Coding region: 93-2129 (678 amino acids)
Biological process (GO): protein phosphorylation
Cellular component (GO): plasma membrane
Molecular function (GO): protein kinase activity; ATP binding; carbohydrate binding
Source: RefSeq, a predicted model, not a curated record